This is a messenger RNA of Penicillium odoratum, 1692 nucleotides long. RefSeq lists its product as uncharacterized. The transcript has 2 exons. Bases 1 to 1692 code for a protein of 563 amino acids. Lineage: Eukaryota; Fungi; Ascomycota; Eurotiomycetes; Eurotiales; Aspergillaceae. The record is from RefSeq and is a predicted model, not a curated record.
AUGGCUACUUCACUUUCAACCACAGCGGGGCCUAUCUCUCAACCCACCGUCUCGGAUCCAAUCAACCCUGGAACUGACAACGCCCAUAAGAAGGCUCGAGAUCCAAACAUGUCUGAUCCUCGGCUGUUUGUUAACCGCCCCUGUGUCUAUGAGCGUCGGCUUCCAGGCGAUGCAUACAUAACUGCACACGUUCAGCGUCUCCAACAUGGCUUCUAUUCCAGUCCUUCAGUCUCGGAUGCAGAUGCUGAGCAUGUUGACUUCCUUGCGAUUGGCUUCGUUUUUCAUUCUCCUCACACUCUAUCCCACCGCUUCAAAUCUGCAACUAUCCGGGUAGCCAUCCGUGGAAGCGAGGAGAGGGCCACCUCUGCCACUUAUCCACUUGGCUAUCCACCAGGCAACCCCCGCUUUCUGAUGCACGCACCGCACCUCAUCUUCGGCACAGUAUCGCCUGAGACCAUGCAAUGGACCUUCAGCCUGGCAGGGUCCCUUGGUAUCUCUGACACUCCGGUUAGCGCAAGCUUGAUCCCAUCCGGAAACGUCAGCAAACAAUUCCGCCGCUAUGAGAUGAUGCGCAUCCAGGGCUCUGCCCGUACUUUGAAGAGCGCCCUCGGCCCUCAGUUCGAUGUCGAGGCCGGUGAAAUCGUCUGGUCGCUUGAAGAGAACAAUCUCCAACGUUCCGGCCUGCCUCGCGAGUUUACGUUUGUCAUGCUCAUCCAGAAGCCGACCGCGGAUUCCAAAAUCAAUCUGACUCUCGAUAUCGAGCCGGUUCUCAAGACAUGGUAUGGCAUUUACCCUAAAGCGCUGCUUUCGCUGUCCACCUACCAGCCUCAAGCGCGUCGGACUGUCAACUUUCGUCGAGAGGUUGGCCAGAAAUUCGAGCCUGCGGAUGCACAGCGGGGCUUCAACUUUGCAGCUCUGGAAAGUUCGUUCGACCACUACAUCGCGAUGCCCGGCAGAAAAUUCACGCGCUCGGUCCAAAUUCCCGCUGAUAACUCUGCGUCCCAGAACAACGAGUCCCAGAACAACGGGUCCCAGAACAACGGGCUCCCUGGAAACAACAUCGGGCAGAGCUACCCACAGUACGGGAAUGGUCAAUACGUCGGUCGUUACGGCAAUGGCCAGUACCCAAGCGUUCAAUACAACGGUCUGAAUCCUGUGGCACGUGCAAAAGGUGGAGUUCUGUUCCGCGAGAAUUUCACCCCGGGCUUUAUCCAAACCCAGCUUCGCCAGUGGCAGAUGCAAGCGCCCACUAUGAACAUCAGUGGGCCUUCGGGUCAAAACUCCUCGGGCGCCAACAGCAGUGGGUUUCCCGUCCUGGAAAGCUACAUGGAAGUCCGAGCUCCGUCCUCUCUCCCCUCUCGCGUAAGAGACCUUCACGCAGAAGUCCACCCUGAGAACAGGGCAAGCGUCGACAUCCGCAGCGACGCAACUGCCGCUGCGACCCAGGGAGAGUCCAUCGACCAGACUGCAGUUUGGAUAAAACACCAGCAGGCCAACGAUGAGAUCCGGGCUCGCGUUGUCAGAGGUAAGGUCUACGAGGAGGAAAAGAAUCGCCGGGUAUCUCGUCGGCUCCGUUCUGCGUCAGCGUCAGAGACCUCCGGGACCUCGGGGAGUAUCAUGACGCUGGCCAAUGUGCCGCUCACUGAGCACUUGGUUAUUGCACUGACGGAGAGCGCCGGUAGUUUGACGUGA